Spirometra erinaceieuropaei is the source of this 4912-nucleotide messenger RNA. The record is from the annotation of a GenBank genome assembly. Lineage: Eukaryota; Metazoa; Platyhelminthes; Cestoda; Diphyllobothriidea; Diphyllobothriidae.
AUGGCGGCUUCCGUGCCCGUACGUUACCUCUAUUCCUGCUAUAUGCGUCCUAAUGUUUUUUUGAGUAGUUGUGCAUUAAAAACGGCACCGUUGUCAACCAUGAUGGUAUGUGCGAAGCAGAUAUCCUCGUUGAAGAUGGCAUUAUCACGUAAAGCCGAAUAUCUUUUCUGACCUCUGCCUAGGAACCUCGAGAAGGACAUUAGCCCUCCAGAGGGUGCGCAGGUGAUAGACGCCCAAGGAAAAUUUAUUUUUCCGGGUAUGUUUCGAUGCAAAUACAUUUACUCUUUUCUCAUUCUUUGAUUCAGGCGGCGUGGAUUGUGACUGUCGGCUUCUCAACCCUUCUGAUGAAAUACCUGUUGCCGACGACUUUAAAUCAGCUUCCCUAGCUGCGCUCUAUGGCGGUACAACCACGAUUAGUGAGUUUACUGGGCCCUAUAUUAUGUCGUUUGACCUGUUUGUCAGGAAUUGCUUCAGUUGUGUCUUCCGGCGACCUCACCUCGCACACCUCACUGAACUUUUUUGAAUCUCUGUCGUCUCUGUAGUCAAAACAAUGGCUUCAUUUUGGUCGUUACUAGGACUUUUAUGACGCGCCUAAUUACUACAUUGGGCCUUGUUUCGCGUUCCUUUAGACCACUACUUAUUCGCUUUUUGAUCGGUAUGAACAGCACCGGCUUACGGCAUAAGACAAUAAUCGUCUUAUGAGAGGACGGCAUACUGGACACCUUGCAUAUGCGCGCUUCCCCUUCGACUGAGUAGGCUUCAGACAACUUAGAAGUUUGAAGGUAGAAUCUACGAACAAUAUGCUUGGCGUGCUCGGCAAGGAUGCAGUAUGCGACCCCAUUCAGGGAUUAACCUCCAGGCCACCGUGUCGCAUGGGGUCGCAUGCACCGUCCUCGCCGUGUACUCAAUAACCAGGCCGCCAUACCAUUCACCAAAUUAAAUAUGCACUUCUCUGUUUGUAAAGAAGCAGUAGGACAUUGAUAUAUGCACCCCCGUGCCUGAAAAGGCCCGUUUCGAAAGAUGUACUCCAUGUUCGCGCAUUAAUUUCCUCGGAAAUUAAACAAGGCAAGUUGAAACUGGAGUUCAUAUACCAGAAAACGCACAGGGAAAGCUGGGGGACCCACUGACGAGCCGAACCCCUCGCAGCUGCGUCAGGCAGCGGCAUAAGAUCGGCGAAACACGCGUGUCUGGGCUUUUAGCUAAUACCUGUGUUGUUAGUACGGUAAAUCAUUGCGCAGCUCUAUACUACUGGCUGCCUGUUGGCAGCUUGUGAAUAUUAAGUGGUUAUUCCACAGUAGCUGAUAGAUUUCAGCUCAGAUAUUCAUAUCAAACUUUGGACCGUGCCUGAAAAGGCCCGUUUCGAACGAUGUACUCCAAGUUCGCGCAUUAAUUUCCUCGUAAAUUAAACAAGGCAAAUAUGCACCCUCCCGCAACACUUGGGUGCAUAACCACCCCUAAUACGGGAGCGGCGGUAAGAGGGUUUUACGGGUGGAGUCUUGGCAGCCUUACCGAAAGUUCAUUUGCCAUUCCGUUUCCGGUUCAAUUAUCUGGCCCUCUCCCAAAAAUGUUCGUGAAGCAUUUCCCUGUUUCAGUAAUCGGCUUCAGUAAAAUGUUAUGGCUAGUAGAAAAUACAGCCUAUUUCAGACCGUUGGCAUUUUACACCCAGUCUCAUUAGUCCAGUUUCAAUUAUGGGACACCAAUUCCACAAGAACCCUUUGAAGUGACACUCGCUUGCAGAAGGAUUUAUGAUGGGCUAGUCGAUUUCGUUCCUUUUCAAUAUUACAAUUCUGUGUAGAUACUGUUACGCCUUGACGUAGUCCUUGUGGCCUUAUACUUUCUUCAGCUUGUGCUUGAUGAUUGUCUAGUGUGCCGCUUCCUAGGUACUCAUGUACGAUUGGUUUACGAGUUAUUAUACACAGCGUUCAAUGCUGACAAAGGUUAAAAAAUUUCCAUUUCGAACUCAUGAGGUGAGCCUGUCAUCAGAAACGAACGCAACCGCAAUGUUGUUCACUUUUAAAGCACGAGAAAUAAGACCAGACAGAUAUGCUAAAUUAGCCUACAAUUCCGUAGGAGAACAUUUAUGUAACCAAAGUCCACUAAUUAGACGUUCUUCGAGUACGUUUACACUUUAGUUAGUUCUCUGAAGCACCUCCCGAUGUCAAUUUGCUUGCGAACCUCGGAUUAAUCGUAGACUUUUUGUCCCUAGACUUUUUUGGUCGCCCGUAUGUCUCGGAACCCUUUUAUUUUCGAGGUUCUACCCUUAUCACCUGCCUCCCCCGUACAUCUCUGACACGAAAAAAAGGUUUCAGCCUUUUUAAUGUUUUUCUUUCUAUCCUUUUCAGUAAACGAAGUUCCAGUAUGCCCAGGCGAUUCCCUGUUGAACGCCUAUGAGACCUUCUUGUCGACCAUCAGCAAGGAGAUUUGCUGCGACUACGCCCUCUGUGUCUCCGUUCCUAACUUCAACGCUGACGUGGCCGCCCAGAUGAAGAUUUUGGCGACGGAGAAGCAUGUGGCCUCCUUCUACCUCCGCCUCUGCACAGGAAAUCGGACAUCCAACUUCCCGGGACUGGACGAAGACUCCUUUCUCGAGACCCUACGAACUUGCUCCUCCCUAGGUGUCCUUCCCUCCGUACCGGCCUGCGCUAAUCCUGUCAUUUCGUCCAGACUUGCCGAGCAAGUGGCCUCUGAGUUUCCCGGCCUGGGGCCGGAGGGUAGCCUCUGGGCCUCACCAGAACGCCUGGAAGCGGACACGGUGAACCGCGUGGCUUUGCUAGCCAGUACUACUGACUUCGUUUGCCCCGUACUUAUGACCCGCGUCCACAGUCAAGCCGCACUCGAGGCCCUGGUCGACCAGCGUCGCCAGAGCGCUUGUCUUCUCUUCGGACAAACCAGUGCGGCUGCACUGGCCGGUAUUUCAGCUACGACAGAGACCCCGGUUGGUGUCUGUCAGACCGAUUGGGCCAAGGCGGCUAGUUGCGUCUCAGACCCACCCAUCCGACCGGACGCCGAGACCGCACACAAACUGCUGAAACACCUGUCAUCUGGCGACCUGACGGCCAUAGGCUCGGCCCAUAGGGCCAUGAGCGGUGCUGUGAGGGCGGCUCUGGGUUUGCGAGACUUUCGUCGAAUUCCUGGUGGUGUGGCGACUGUGGGUUCGCGCUUAGCCGUUCUUUGGAAAUGCGCCGUAGAACAACAGGCUGUACUGGACCCUUGCGCCUUUGUGGCCUGCGUGAGCUCUAACCCUGCACGCCUAUUUAACCUCUAUCCCCGCAAAGGUCGUAUUGAAAAGGGUAGCGACGCCGACCUCGUUGUAUGGAGCUCUGUGGCAGGAAAAAGUGAUAGUGAAGGGGAUCGGGUCAGACUACUUCCUGACGGUGUCAUUGACCCUUUCGAGGGCCUCGAACUCUCCACCUGCGCGCCGGAAGUGGUAGUGCUUCGUGGAAAAGUUGUCGUCCAGCACGGUCGACCUUUAGAGUCGUCUGCAGAACCGGGCUCUGGUCUCCUGCUCGCUCCAGAACCGUUCGGAGCUUUCACCUUUGGUCGAACAGAGGCCGUCAACAGGAGUCGGGAAUCUGCGCUGAAGACCGUGUCGCGGGAGGCCUACACAGGGCCAGUACUCAGUCUCAAUGGACACGAGAAAACUCCUCCGCGGGAAGGUUAUUACUAUCGGAAGGAGCUCUACGACAAUGUGCCCAAGGGUGAGUCAUGCAUGCAUGCGUGUGGAUCAUUGUGUUUACUACAGUAGUGCGUCGUUUUCAAUUGCCCUUGAGCUUCUUCGUCUUGCAAGUUCUGGUUACGAGACUGAAACAAAAUCCCCCGUACCCUCUUUGCCAUUUCGGUUUUUCAUAGCUGCGUUGUCGGGUACUGUUUGACUGAAGAGACUUUGACUUUAAAAUAUUAUAGGGUAUGACUGGAUUCGGUUGAACCCAAACAACUCUUUCUAGGAGGGGUAUGAACAACUUUUACUUUCUAUCGUCUCGUCAGACGUCAAGUUGUUAUGCUGUUCGUGGCUUAAUGAGGAAAAAACCGCCUUGGGGACAAUGUUGUGCAUUCGGCAGUGGAAUAUUCCUAGAAACAUCAGCCAAAUGUAAAUAUAUGCCCUUCGUUCACUAAGGAACAGGAAGAGUUCGGAGCUGGCGCAUUUAUCUAUAUAUAUAUAUAUAAAAAUGGAAGGAUUUUAUUUCUGUGUUAUAUCUAAUCUCCGAAAGUACUGCACCGAUUGCGCUGAAAUUUGGACACGACCCGACCCGCGCAUAGGGCCGGGUUUUUGUCUGUUCGGUUGUGUAAUUAUGCCGGUGGUAUGCCUGUGAUGGGUAAAAAACUGGAUUUUUUCCGGCCUAACAACGUCACCUGCUGCGGCCACUUGACCUACAUCGCGCGCGGACACAUGUGCGCCCAGACUGCGGCCACUUGACCGACAUUCGCCCAAACACACGUGCUCCGCCCGACAGCCGCGCUCACCCCACCACCCACCCUGCAGGCACUUGAGCAGGCCCUCCACGCCCUCUGGGCCGAUGUAAUAUGGGCCGCCAGAGCAAACCACUCACCCUGCGGCAAACAAUCACGCAACACUUGGACGCCACUUGAACUUGCCCCACACUACCCACCUAAUUGGGCCGUCACCGCCGCCUCGGGGAUUCUCGGGGGUGAGGACUGGAUGCAAUUAACACCAGACCCUCCCCCCCCCGGCUCAACACACAUAAUGGGGCUGUCGCCCGGUGUCCGCUCAGUAUUGUGCAGCUCGGCUUGCGGAAGCCCGGUUGCGGUCACGGCUACCGCGUUCUGCAGCUUCAGGCCUGCUUCGUUCAGCAACAGAAUGAACACAGCCAGCUGGAAGUGGCCGAAUGGCGCCAGCGAGGAGCAGCAGACCAGCGUCAAACACGACUCCGUGCUCAGCAUUCACGCAGUCUGA